This is a messenger RNA of Glycine soja, 1548 nucleotides long. Its product is annotated as nudix hydrolase 23, chloroplastic-like. The record is from RefSeq and is a predicted model, not a curated record. The transcript is spliced from 8 exons. Gene Ontology annotation, molecular function: hydrolase activity. Lineage: Eukaryota; Viridiplantae; Streptophyta; Magnoliopsida; Fabales; Fabaceae. The coding region runs from base 268 to 1077 and encodes 269 amino acids.
CCUCUAUGUAGAGAUUCGAUUUUUACUCGCAAGGUUGAAGAGAAAACUCAAAAGUCAAAACAGUAACAACACUUUUAUUUUAUUUUAUUUUAUUUUAUUCAAAUAAGGAGGUUAAGGUCUUAUCGUUUGAAGAUUUUGGAUUAAGGGGAAGAAAGGGAGUGGUUCUUUUGCUCGUUAAAUUGGGUGAUUUGAAUUUGAGAAGCGACAGCGAAAAGGAUUUGGUUGUGUAUAAUUGCGUGUGUUCCAAUUUGAAAUUGAAUUAGAAAAAUGAUGGUGAAAGCAAUUCAGCUUCAGAUAUGUGGAUUGGUUAGUCAACGAUGGAGUUGGAAACCCCGCACAGUCUCAUCCCUGUCCUCAUUUUCCUCAAUUCCAUACCCUAACCCUUAUUCCAAACUGCUUCCCAUCACCACCGUCGCUCGCUGGGUUCGAUUCGUGCCAUUUCACGCUUCCUCGUCGUCGCUUCCUUCUGCCGGGAAUGUUCGAAACAUUAAGUUCUGUCAGUGGUGUGGUGGUUCCACGAAGCAUGAUAUUCCUGAAGGGGAGGAAAGGUUGAGAGCCAUAUGUACGGUUUGCGGGAAGAUCGCAUAUCAGAAUCCAAAGAUGGUAGUUGGCUGCCUCAUUGAACAUGAUAACAAGGUCCUUCUUUGCAAGAGGAGUAUUCAACCAUCUCAUGGCCUUUGGACCCUUCCUGCUGGUUAUUUGGAAAUUGGAGAGUCUGCUGUGGAAGGUGCCAUCAGGGAAACAAGGGAGGAAGCAAAUGCAGACGUAGAAGUAAUUUCUCCAUUUGCCCAAUUGGAUAUUCCUUUAAUUGGCCAAAGUUACAUGAUAUUCUUAGCAAAGCUGAAGAAGCACCAUUUUUCACCUGGUCCAGAAUCAUCAGCAUGCCAACUUUUUCCACUUGAUGAUAUACCUUUCAAUUCUCUAUCCUUUUCAUCAAUGGUGGUUACCUUAAGUUUGUAUGUUGAGGAUAUUAAGGCUGGAAAACUCAAAUUCCAUUAUGGAACCAUUAACAAAAGGCCGGGUACAAGUCCUUCCGAUAUUCGUGCCUAUACACUGGAUCACCAUAUGCAUUCAUGAGUCGUGAUAAGCAAAGUAUCAGAAGAUUGUAAGUUAAAAAAUUUCUUCGGCCAGCCAGAAGAUUGCAUGUCUUCUGCAAGAACUUCCGAGUGUUAAUGGCUUGAAUUCACCAUUGUCACAAGCUUAAAUUCAACAUUGUCCCAAGGUAGAUGAGCAGUGUUCAAAUUCAAACAGGGCAUGUUAGACCUAUGGUCAUCAUUACCUGCGAAUUCCUCAGUUGCUCUUGUGGACCUACCAUAUCAAAUUGGUAGGUAGUGCCGUUACAGAAGAAAGACUGAGACUUGUUUUGCAAUCUGCAUUGGAAUUGUAAACAUAAAACAUUCAUUGAGAUAACUGUAAUUCUUUUUUGAAAAUUUUCCCCUUUCAAAAUCAGGUACUCUUGAUGCACUUUGGUUAACAUGUUUGAUGCAAUAUGGUAACAUGAUCAAGACAUUGGCACAAUCUUUAACUCAGAAAGCUCCAUUUUUAGUA